AUGAAGUUGUUGUUGCUUCUCCUGGUGGUGGUGGCGGUGGCCACUGCCACUGAAGAGGCCACCUCCGUUCUCGACGGCGGCCUACAGGGCGUGCUGCGCUUUUUGUUCGGUGGCAGUGCUGAGGUGAAAGAUUUUUUUCUCAACACCUUUGAAACGCGCGUGCACCAUUGGACCAAUCACCGAGCAAAUGCCGCCGAUUUCAUCGCACAACUCAACACCAUUGAACCUCUGGUCGAGUCCCUCACCUCAAUGGACGACUUUAUCGAGCGCUUUGAUCUGUGGGGUGAGGACAUCAUGGUGCGCACCAACGGCGGUGAAAUCAGCGACAUUCUCACCACCGCCGAAACCGUUGACGAGCCCUUUCUUCGUGGACUGCUCGACGAUGGCAACUCCUUUGUGAUCAAAACGGAGCUUCACCAAAGCCACGGCUCCGAUCUUGAGCGCCAGCUGACUACCCUCUUCGCUACAACUGUAGCUGUGCAUGGUUACGUGACCCCAACCGGGGCCCAGGCCCUCAAGCCACACACGGAUCCCUACGAUGUCCUGGUCAUUCAGACGUACGGCGAGAAGCAGUGGACCAUCUGCACGCCACAGCCUGCUGGUGCACAGAACCGCACCGAUGCUGAAAAGGCCCAGCUUCAGGAGAUUGUCCGACAUAGCAUUCAAGGCUGCACCCAGUACGAGGCCUGGCAAUUGGCCAAGAUGGAGUGCCAGGCCAUCACCUUGAAGGCAGGCGACGUGCUCUAUCUUCCCAAGGGCAUCAUUCACUAUGCGACCACCACCGAGAGCAUGGGCUCAACCCACAUCACGCUUUCACUUGAGCGCCUCACCCACAGCUGGCUUGCGCUGUUUGGCCGUGCCUGCGGCCUUGGCCUCGAUCGCGCCACCUGCCAGCAAUAUGAAGACGUUCUGCUCACCGCCUCCCUCACCCCCAACGGGUUGGCCUGGCUCAACUUGGCUGCCAUGCCUGCCGUGGAGACCGAUCCCACCACCGCCGUUUGUGAGCGCCUCAACUACCUCAUGCUUGGUGAUGAGCCCACCUCCUUGGUCAACCUUCUUGCCGACGACCACAACCGCAAGCUCAACAUGUACGCUCGCUCCAACAAGGAACUACGAGCGCUUCUGACCACGAUCUUGGACUGCUCCGCCCCGGAUCAGGUCAUUUUUGCCAUGAGGCAGACUCAUCGUGACUCUAUCAAGCGCCGUGAAACGGAUCACCGCCCUCCCUGCUACUACGCAAGCAGCUGCAACGACUACAGUAGCUGCGACUGCAAUGACAACUGCGAUGAUAACUGCAACAUCUGGGGCGAUAACUGCGAUGCCGCGUGCGACGGCUCAUGUGUAUGGUCUUUGCUCACCGUUCUGUCUGUCUCUUACUCAGACUGCGACAGCGGAGUGCGUUGUAAAAACGGCUAUUACGUUUCGAAUUACUGGCGUGGCGAAUGUACCGACUGCCCCAGCGGCAAGUAUGGUGAUGAUGGCUACAACUGUGGUGAUUGCUGGCCUGGCAAGUACAGCAGCGGCUCUCGAUCGACAUACUGCAGCAGCUGUCCUGCUGGCAAGUACACCGAUCAGUACACCCAAUCUUCGUGCAAGAACGCUGGUCAGGGCUACUACGUCAGCUCUUCCUCCAGCAGCUCUCCCUGGUCCUGCGCCCCCGGCAAGUAUACCGACGAGACGACAGCCACUUCAUGCAAAGACUGCUCAAGUGCCAACUUCCCCGGCACCUAUCAGGAUCAGUAUGGACAAGCGAGCUGCAAGACUUGCCCAGAGGGCAAAUACGCAGUGGGUGAUCGCGCCACCUCGUGUGUUGAUGGAGUUGGUGUCUUGGUCCAGCCCAUCAUGUCUGCUCGUUCCAUGGAGCUUGUGAUCGAGAACAGCGGUCCUGCUCGUGAGGGCUUUCGGGUGACCCUUGGCAUCUGGCGCAAUGACGAGUACGCCUGGGACACGGCGGCUGGUUACCCCAAGGAGUAUGAUGCCGAUCAAACAGGCAGCAGCUACGAUGCUCAAACGCGCAUUACGCUCAACUACCUGAUUCCGGGUACCUACUACUACAUCAAGGUUGAAGGGCGCCAAAAUGGCGGCUAUCCCGACUCCUUCGAGUAUCCGCAGGCACAAACCGCCUGCGCCUGUGGUGCCAGCGAAGUGACAGGUGCGCCGGCAGACGUCACCACGCGUCAGCAUCGCGGCCGCGUUUUCUUUGCAUUUUCGGACAUGAGCUACUGUGAAGAUGGUUUCUUGCUCUACCGCGAUGGCUCUUCGUUCACCAGCGGUUAUGACGUCAAGGCUAGCCAGGCUUGCGAGCGCCGGUAUGCCCCAGAAACCAUCUAUGACGAUGUGGCCACUUCCUCGGAGCUGCAAGUGGGCCACACAUACCAAUACUGCAUCAGCGCUUACAGCAAGACCUCAUUUGUCUGGGCUGAAGACUCUGGUCUGACUGGUUCAUAUGAAUCGGCGCAAACGUGCAUCUCGCAUCAGGUUCUUUGGGAGGCCGAGCUCACGGGUCGCGUGCAGCUUACCGAUGCCGCCGGCAACCUGGCGGUUGCCGACACCAACAUCGAAUGGUUCUAUGAGCGCAACGGGGUCUUCGUCCUGGGUGGUAACCUUACGACCGAUGCGGAUGGUCGCUUUGCCGUAUACGUCAAGACUGAUCUGCUGGGUACUGAACAGGAGAUGUUAGUGCUACGCCCCUCCAAAACGAGCGGCACCGUGCAGCACAGAUACACGUGCAAUGGCCUCCCAUGCACGGAGCAGCGCAUUCUUGUCAAGGCUCUUACGUUUGAUCAAGAGACGACGUUUGUGGAUGCCACCACGGUCCCUUUUGAGGGCAGCGUAUUCGUCAAGGGUACAGAGCACGCCAAUUAUGCGCUUGGCUGCCCGCUCCGCAACGCCCGCGUGUGCCUCUACAAUCACCAUGCCCACACGGCCCUCGGGUGCGCACGCACCUCCAUCACGGGCUACUAUGUUGUCCCCGUGGCAGCGGGCCUAACCGUGUACCCUGUCGUCGAGUACAACAACCAUACGUUUGAACGCGUGAAUACGGGUCGUGCGCCCGAAGGACGCUAUGACAGCGUUUCGCUGGCUGGUGAGGCUCUGACGUACGACUACUACGCAAUUAAAAGCGAUGAGGUAUCGCAGCCCACCAUCUUUAUCGACACGUCCGCCGCGACCAUGACCAUGCAGAUGGCCGGUGGCCGCUGCAACCGUACACUGGGUACUACUACGGUGCAGAUCACCUACGCGACAUGCCUGGCCACCUGGAGCAAGGACAUCACCUUCAGCACAUAUGAACACGUUGUGGAUUUGCCUCAACAAGAGUUUUUCGUCGAGUUGAUGGGUGUUGAGCACGAUAGCGAAAUCCUCGGUGAGACAGUGCCGGCUUUCUUUGAGGAGCACGGUGGCAAGAAGCUCACAAUCGACCUCAAGGCUGAAGAGCCAGACACGGCUCGUUGGGAGUUCCAUCCUGAACCCCAGGUCACCGUGCAACUGUCGGGAGAUCGGAGCGGCGAGUGCAGCUUUGCAGUCCUGGAGCGUGAAGCGCCCACCACCAUCUCUGUCACUGCCAUCGAGCCCUUCUGGAGUACGAUCGAAUCUUGCUCAUGGGUUGAAGGCAAUAUCACACUGGUCAAUCAGAUUGGUGAAACCCAAGAGACAGUGACUGCUUUGUUGCGUCAGAAGAUUAUCAAUGCUGAAAAGGCUGCACGCCUUGGCCGUUGCGCUGGCACGGGAUGCUACGUGCCUCUGGAGCUCGCUUCAGACGAUGCAGGCCGGACCUUUCACUCAGCCCAUGUCGCCUUUGAGGCCAUGGGCGGUGAACCCGAGCUGGUGAUGGAAGUGGAGGGCGUCGCCAAUGCCAAACUUCUGACCGCUCAGCUGGACACGGCGUUUCACUCGGUCAGCAAGUUGGUGCCCGUCGUUGUCACCGGCGACAAGCUCAUUUCCGAGCUCUUUACCAUGGACUUUCCAGAGUACUUCCCCCUCAUGAUUCUCUACGACCCUCCGGGUGGAUCCUCUUAUUCUUACUAUUCAAACACUGUGUCUUCGCUUCGCGUUCGUCAUCGUGAAUUUGCGGCAUUCAAGGGCGCCUACGUCGCUGAGAAAGUGUCGUGGACUUGGGAUGUCGAGUCCAGUCUCUGCGCUGGUUUUGGCGUCGAGGCGUGUACCAAGGUAGCCAAAUCUGAGGGUGGCGCUGGUCUAGACGUUGCUGCAACGAGUAUGUCGGCCGAUGUCAAGGCCAGCCUGAACGGUGAUGAUAGCGUCACUUUUUCCACGACCAUUUCUGUACAAACAUCUGAUGACCUUGGCUCGCCCUCGGGACACAUGUUCAUCACGCCUGCCUUGACCGUUCGCUACAUUGAGACUCGAGAGGUGCUAUUCAACGCCUCGGCCUGCAGCACCGAGGUCAUCGAAAAGGUGACUUGGUCUUUGGGCGACAGUGGUACCAAUACCAACUCGUUUACCAUCAAGAUGUACGCCGACAUCCGAGAUGCCGAGAUCCCCACCUUGGAAAAUAACUUGGUGCACGCUGAAGCCGACCUGGCCUCUGCCAUGACAUCAGGCACUCAAGCUGAAAAGGACGAGGCCCAAGAAAAGGUUGACAAGCUGAAAGAGGCCAUCACGGGCUGGAAAGGAAUCCUGAACUACACGGAUGAGGUUCUCUACAACGCUUCCACCGGUGCUCUUGAGCCGCUGACGGGUUUGAUGCCGGGUGAACUCUUCGAUGCGGCUCGAGAUCUGGACCGAAAGCCCGACGGCAAGGCUGCUGAUGAACUCGAAAAGUACAGCGCCAUUUCUUUCAUGGGCGGCGGCCAGCUUUAUUCAUAUGAGGAGUCUGUCGGUGUUGCCAACAGCACCAACACGGGAACCAUGAUGCACGAUGAAGGCACAGUUGGAGGCUUUGUGGAGAAUAAAAUGGCAAUUGCCGGCACCGGCCCUGCCUUUGAAAUUGGUAUUGGCUACCAAAUGUCAGCGGACCGAGCCGAUGUGACGACCAAGGAAAAGAGCUCGGAGAGUGUACGCGGUUUUGUCCUUGGCGAUGGCGAUGCUGGGGACAAGUUUGUGGUUAAGAUUUCACGUGAUCCCAUCUAUGACACCUUUGUAUUCACAACCGUGGCCGGUUCUUCCAAGUGCCCUCACGAGGAGAAUACGUAUGCCCGCGAGCAGCCACGCCUUAGUAUUCAGAGUCAGCCAACCGGCCCUGUGGCUCCUGGCCAUAGCGCUCUGUUGCACAUUCGCCUCAUCAACGAUGCCAAUGAGGCAAACCAGUUCCAACUUUAUGUGCGUGAUAUUGAAGGCUUGGACGUUCGGAUGAAUGAUGAAACGUUGCUGGGUGGCCGUUUCUUUGAGCAGAUGGCCCCAUAUUCAGAGUAUGAGGAGGUCGUGCACGUCACUCCGAUCGAAGGACAAACCUCAGUGACGUUCAAGAUGGGAUUCCGUUCCCAAUGCGAGCAUGACACGUUCUUGGUCACUGGCAGCUGGUCGCCUGCCUCUUUCCAAGCCUCCGAACAUGAGAUCACCAUUGAUUUUAUGCAGCCCUGCUCGACGAUUGAGUGGACAGGCGACGUUGCCAAGUCGGGCCGGGUUGUCAUCAACACCAACCACGCCGAUGCGUACUACCCUUUCCUUGCUCGCAACCCCGGGGCCCCAGACAGUUUCUGGGCUGAUGACGCGCGUCUUGAGGGCGUCAAUCUUGAGUUUCGCCCCUAUGGCAGCACGAGUUGGACCACUGCUGUGUCUGGCCCAGUGACCGAGUCGCGAUUUGGUUACGCUAGUCUUGACUGGCAGGUGGAGAAUCUGGCUGAUGGCCGCUACGAGGUGCGCCUGUCUACCCAGUGCGAGUCCUCUGGGAGCGCCGUGGAGGGUGCUGACAGCCAUGACGCCGGAACCAUCGAGGCAGUUUUGGACCGCGCCGCGCCCCGUGUCUUUGGCCUGUUCCCGCGUGCUGGCAGCGAGGCCGUGCCUGGCGACAACGUCGAGGCGGUCUUCAACGAGCCCCUCAAUUGCGAGAAGCCCUCAACGGUUCGCGCGACGGUCAAGAUUGGCACUGAAGUCACCGUUACCGAGCAGGUUCUGGACGUGCUGUGCCAGGGCAACACCAUUCAUCUUUCCAUCAGCAACGCCUUCUCUUCGGCCGCACUCAGUGGCAAGAGCGUGCAAGUGACGCUCAGCGACAUUUACGAUGCUGCCGGCAACAAGAUGAGUCAGCCCGUGUCUUGGACCUUCACCUAUGCGGAGCUUGCUGACGCUGUGCCCGUCCCCGUCUCCCUGGACGGCCUGCGCUUCAACGUGCCCUGGAAUGCUUCUUUCGGCAAUGUUGAGUCGACCGCGUUUGUUGACUUUUCCGCAACGCUGGCCAGCGAGCUGGCCACCGUCUUGUCGGUGUCGGAAACACGCGUGGAGCUCACGAGUUUGCGCGAGGUUUCGGGCGGCGCACAGACCGUGGGCACGCUCAAAUUUUUGAUCCCGGCCGAUCCCGUAGGCCCGGCUGCCAAUGACGGCCUGAGUGCUGAGCAGCUGGCUAGUUUGUUCCUUAGCGCCCUGUACAUCGAUGACACUCCCCCCUCGCUCGUCAACGGUGGCAUCCUGGAGGCCCUGGAUUUGGACUAUCAGCCUUCCCAGAGUUUGGCCGUGGCCCGUCGUGCAGCAGCCGGAGCAAACAUGGAGGCAGGCCUCCCGGUUGCAUCCUCUACAGCAGAUAGCAACGACAGCGAAGGCAACUCGGCUGAUCUCUAUCAAAUUUUGACGCUGGGCGUGUGUAUUUCCCAGUUUGCGGUCCUUGCCGUGAUGCUUGUCCGCCGUAGCCGACGUCGUGCCUCUGAAGGCGUUGCUGGGCCUGCUGCAGAAACGAAGUAGCUCGACUUCUUAUAUGAUAUAAUGAUAGUGAUUUUUCUUGAUGAUUCCUCGACUCGUUCGAGAAUUCGACACAUCCUGUAGUUUUCCUUCCAUGUAUUUCUUUUAUGUUCGGCCGCCCCACUUCGCUUGUCACACAAGUACAUGUACACUGGGGGCUCCUCUAUAGUGGAAUGGUGGGAGUAGCCAUCUUCUUGUUUGUUCGAUCUUCUGCCCUUCACUCAACAAAUACAGACAGACACAAAACUUGUUGCUCCAAGCCCUCACAUCCUUUUAUCAACGAGCUUGCAGCUCCUUUAUAAAUUGAACCUUUAUGGAUUGA
Molecule: messenger RNA, 7171 nt
Organism: Monosiga brevicollis MX1
Lineage: Eukaryota; Choanoflagellata; Craspedida; Salpingoecidae
Exons: 12
Coding region: 1-6852 (2283 amino acids)
Cellular component (GO): nucleolus
Molecular function (GO): histone H3K4 demethylase activity; histone H3K36 demethylase activity
Source: RefSeq, a predicted model, not a curated record